AUGGAAAAUAUCCUUGGAAUAGUUCGCCGCAAGCUUGAAUAUAAUGCUAAGCGUAAGAAAGACAGUUUUGUUCUAACUUCGAAUGAAGUCCUCCGUGCUCUCGGCAGUAAUAAUCCGGAAAUAACAAGAGGUCUCGAGUAUUUUCUCGCUACUGGCAACCUGAUAACUAAAAUUGGGUUAUCUCUUCAACAGGAAACGGGAUUCUCUGUGAUAGCUGAGAGGAUAAAUCAGCUUCGCUUUGUUUCACAUUUCAGAGCUAUUCACAGAGGAGCAUUUUUCACUGAGAUGCGAACAACGGACGUACGUAAACUACGCCCGGAAGCAUGGGGCUUCAUUUGCCCGGUCCACACACCUGACGGUUCUCCCUGUGGUCUUUUGAACCAUUUGACUGCUUCAUGCCGAAUUGUUACUCACUAUUCUGACACUAGAGACUUACCUGCAUUUUUGACAGAUCUAGGAAUGAUUUCGUUCAAAUCGAUCGCAUUUGCUCCCGUCAAUGAAAAG
Ostertagia ostertagi is the source of this 504-nucleotide messenger RNA. Lineage: Eukaryota; Metazoa; Nematoda; Chromadorea; Rhabditida; Trichostrongylidae. The record is from the annotation of a GenBank genome assembly.